Anoplophora glabripennis (Asian longhorned beetle) is the source of this 1833-nucleotide messenger RNA. RefSeq names its product protein arginine N-methyltransferase 1 (gene Art3). The coding region runs from base 258 to 1814 and encodes 518 amino acids. Gene Ontology annotation, molecular function: protein-arginine N-methyltransferase activity. Gene Ontology annotation, cellular component: nucleus. Gene Ontology annotation, biological process: peptidyl-arginine methylation. NCBI's taxonomy places the organism in Eukaryota, Metazoa, Arthropoda, Insecta, Coleoptera, Cerambycidae. The transcript has 8 exons. The record is from RefSeq and is a predicted model, not a curated record.
UAGUCGAAUCGUAAAAAAGGCGCUGUUGUUCUUUAAGGCGGCAGGUGAAAAUUUAAUCAAUAAGUUUAAUUCAUGAUUAAUCAACGUAGAUUGUUCAGUGUUUCGUAAUAAAUGUUCAAAUAUUUAUACAUUAACAAUUGUUUUCGUAUACAUUUCUUAAAUGCAGAACAUAUAACCUCAAAAUUAAGUUAUUGUUUUAUUACACGUGCUUUUGUGUUUACAAUAAACGAUUUUCAGAAGCUUGAAUAUUGAAAACGAUGACUGAUGAAGAAGAGUGUCCAACUUUAACAGACCUUACUUGUGGUGUUAAUGAGGAUGACGAUUCUGAUGGAUGGGAUGAAAUGGAAGUUAGUGGAGAACAAACGACAUGUUUGUUUUGCCCAUUACAAUUUCACACAAUAGCUGUAGCGUUAGAUCACUGUCGAUCUGAACAUAAUUUUGAUUUACUUGCAUUGAAAAAUAAGUAUAAUAUGGAUUGUUAUUCGUACAUAAAAAUGAUAAAUUAUAUAAGGCUGCAAAAACCAGAUCCAAAGAUUUUAACAGAAUCGUCUAUUGCCCUUUGGGAUGAUGAUGUGUAUUUAAAACCAGGGGAGAUGGAAACUUGGUUGAUGUACGAUUUUGAUGAUCUGGGAAGUGCACCUUCAACACCUCAUUAUGCAAUUGAUGGGAAAACUCCAAUAAGUAAUAUAAAUUUUUCUGACUUGCAGAGACAGAUACAGGAAUUAAAUAUGCAGGUUAGACAUAAGGAUAUGUUGCUCGAAAAUUACUUAAAGGAUAUGGAAAAAAUGAAAGAAGUAACAAGAACCAUUGUAGAUUCUGGAGACAAUGGUACGAGGAAAAUACAAAGUAAUUUUAACUCAACUGGCUGUGAUAGUAGUGAUUAUUUUAACUCGUAUUCUCAUUUUGGUAUUCACCAUGAAAUGUUAAAUGAUAAAGUGAGAACUGAGAGUUAUAGAGAUGCAAUAUUAAACAAUAUGCAAUUAUUUUCUGGCAAGAUAGUUCUAGACGUUGGUUGUGGUACUGGAAUUUUGUCAAUGUUUUCUGCAAAAGCUGGAGCACAGAAAGUUAUUGGAAUUGACCAGUCAGAAGUUGUUUAUAAGGCAAUGGAUAUUAUCAGGGAAAAUAACCUGCAAGAAACAAUUCAUUUAAUAAAGGGGCAGGUGGAGAAGACAACUUUACCUGUAGAAAAAGUGGACAUUAUUGUUUCUGAAUGGAUGGGAUAUUUUUUACUUUUCGAAGGCAUGCUGGAUAGUUUUAUCUAUGCUAGAGAUACUUAUUUGAAAACAGACGGGGUCGUAUUACCUAAUAGGUGUAACAUCAGUCUAGCAGGGAUUUGUGAUUUAGAAAGGUAUAGUAAAGUCAUAGAUUUCUGGGACGAUGUGUAUGGUUUCUCAAUGAAAUGCAUGAAGGCCGAAGCUUUGAAAGAAGCCUUUGUUGAGACCGUGCCUCCAGAAAAAGUCCUAACAGACUCCGCUGUUGUGACAGAUAUAAAUUUAAGGACGUGCAACGUAAACGCGUGUAUUUUCAGUUCGAAGUUCAAGCUUACCGCUAAUAAAGACGGAACUCUGACUGCUGUUGCUGGAUAUUUUGAUACAUUUUUCGACUUGGAAAACAGCGUGGAAUUCUCGACAGGACCUCAUAGUACAAAGACUCACUGGCAGCAAACCGUGUUCUUUUUAGGAGAAACCGUAAAUGUGAGAAGAGGCGAAGUCAUAGAGGGCACCAUAUCUUGUACGAGACUCACCAAAAAUGUGCGAGGGCUAUCGGUUGCGAUCACAAUCAGAAAAAAUAAGUAUCAGUACUAUCUAGAUUAACGAUUUUUAUUAUCUUUUA